AUGGCGGCGGCCGCGGCUCCCAAGCGCCUACAUAUAAACGAGGAGAGCAGUGACGAUAAUAACAGCGAAGACUGGGGCGCAGACGAGAGCGAUUGGCGCACGUCGAGCUCAUCAGAGCCAGCGACGCGUUUCUCUCUCAUCGCGCUGCCUUCCAAAGUGCGGGACUCGGUUUUCCGCAAGCCCCGCAAGCCACAGAGGAAGACGAAGGACCGAUCGAGCACCGCAGACACCACAAUUACGUCGUCCGCGAACUCCACGCCGCGAGAUUCAGUGUUCAUCACGAAGACACAACAGGAACUGGAGAAUGUGGAGAGAUUCCGCAUCUUCUGGGACGAGAAACUUCGCAGCACAAUGGAGCGACUCGCGCGCACCAAACCGAAGCAGGACGAGGCCCAGGAGGACGUUUUCCAUUUGUUACUGAAGCUCUACGCCCACCAAAACGUGGUGGAGGAGCUGUACCGCAGCUACGACCUGAACGCUGCAGAGUUUGAGUUCUACAUCCCCCAACUCUGUACCUUCCUGAUACAUGGCAACUACGCGAAACAGCAUCAACUCGAGUGCUUCCUCAUGUCCAGAAGCGGCGACUCGUUGCCCUUUGCCCACAGACUAACGUGGUUCUUGAGAUCGUUCUGCGACGACGCCAAGGAGUACCAGUCCGAGUACUUGAGCGUCACAUCGUCUCAGGAUCAGGAGAACUCGAACCUUCUUACAGCAAUCUGCAUGCGGGCGGGAGUGCCUGCCUUACUGAUGAACAGAGGCCUCUGUGUAGAGGAGGUGUCAGUAGCCACGCCUCACAAUCUGGAGAAGAGGAGGUCGAUCAUCUUCCCAACGGACAACGAACUGGACUCCUCGACUCUAGACACGGACGAGACGUUCGCUGGGCAUUUACUAAGUAAGAGGAACUCGCUCCAAGAUGAAGCGAGAGCCGAGGAAGGCAACUCGCAGCAGAUUUUACUGUUCAAACAGACCCCCACGUUCGUGGAGGCGCUGACAGACCUGGCGGACCAGCUCAUCCCGACGCCACGGCCACAGAGAAACGUCGAGCUACGCAAAGGUCUGGCGGAGAUCGAGGAGCAGAUGUUGCCCUCCGACGUUAUCUAUCUGCCUAUUGGGAACUCGUACCACCGCGUCAAAGGGAUCCAGAUCGACGAGUGCUUCACGUUCUCCACGAAGGAGCGUGUACCGUACUUCUUGUGUGUCGAAGUGCUCGACUACUCGGUUGCGUCCUCUGCAGCAGCUUCCAAGAAGCAGCAGAGGAAGAGGAGGAGGUCAAAGACGAGUCGCAAUCAGUCGCGAGUCUUCUCGUUGCGACUUCCUUUUAAAAAGACGGACUCGGAGCUGACGGUACCGGUGGAGGACUCGCCCAGGUCCAGCUGUACGUCGCCUGAGAGUGAGCUGAGCUUUGUUCCGUCGCCCAGUGUGUCGUCCCCAUUGCCAGAGAUCGUAGAAGAAAAGGCAGACGCAUCGACAACACAAGUGCAGGAAGGAACGGCUGAUGAACCGCUGGAUGGUGAAGAUGGGGAUGAUGAGAAGGAGGAAAGUGAACGGAAAGCCAGGAAGAGCUCUCAGGAGGACGGAGAUCUCCAGAGAACUGGAGAGGAACAACAGGAACGAUUGGGCCAAUGGAACACGCCGAGACCUCGUCGACGCAGCAUCAAAGAGUACUCGUCCAGCGCCUCGGCUCGCUCUGGAGGACAAUUUGACAGCUUCUACUCGUCCUGGUUCUCGAAGAAGGCGCAGCAAGAAGCUCACGACGAGUUCAGUGACUCAAAUACUCAAUAUUUGCAGCCAGCACGGGUCACCGGCAAUGGCGAAGAGGAUGCUGAUGCAAAGAAGGAUAAGGAAAUCUCUGGCGACAAGCAAAUGCCGACUGGAUGUGUCGUGGAUGACGGUGAAGUGGAACAGACUGAAGCCAGCGAUAUCGUAAAGGAAUUUGACGAGGCUACAGCUAGCGUAACUCUGAGUUCAGUGGCUGCGGUCCCUGCGAAUGGAGGGAUCUUCUCGUCGUUAUUCUCCAGAAAGCCACUUACAGCUUCAGUGGUUGAAGCACACUCAAACCAGACGGAGGAUCAGCCUCAAGAACGUCAGGGUGAUGCACCGACCGACUGUGAACGCGUCGAGAGUGAAGCCUCACAACCGGAAGCUGCAUCUGCCUCAGCUCCUCCUGCAGGACUCUUCUCCUCGUUGUUUGUUAAGAAGCCUACAGAUGUGUCAGCUCCUGCUUCCAACCCAGUUGAGACUGAGAUCUCAGCUGAGGGAACAACAGAGCAGGAGAUAACUGCAUCCAGCAGCGAAGACUCCAACGAAGUUGCGGCUGCUGCGGCUCCUGUCGGUAUCUUCGCCUCUAUCUUCGCUAAGAAGCCUACUGAAGGCACUACUACAGCUCUUUAUGCCACCGAUGCAUCGGUAUCGUUGCUCGAGGUGAGUAGCGAGGGUACUUCGUAUGAUCUGGACGCCGAAGAUGCAGAUGGGGAAGACUCGGACUCGACCGAAACGCCCCCUUCCGAUGACACCCCAGCUGACGCAACAGAGGCCUAUGCCUCUUCACUUGAACGCAUUGACUCUGGUGUCUCUGACAGCGUUACGGCUGAAGAAGCAGACGGAGAGGAUACUGACUCGAACGGAGGCUUCUUUUCAGACGAGGAGGAUAUCCUCGAGCCUGAGCCUUCUCCUGUACAGCUACCCGCUGAAAAACCAGCUUCGUUCGUGUCGUGGUUUUCUCGGAAGCCUACAACUGUCAUGGUCGAGCCAGUUGCUGAAAAGGAGGACAGUGCUGCAGCAGUCACGGAUACUUCAGAAACUGCUGAAGAUACUAAGGCUUCUGAACCUGCAGCACCUGUGGUUGAGGACGACAACAAGACCCAGGAUGACGUCGCUGUUCAACAAAGACGACGAGAUCUUAGUGUGAGUCUCGACUUUGCUGACCCGACAGCGUGGAAGGAGAAGUUCGACUUGGAAGACGGACUUACUGAUGGCGAACCAGAGUUCGAAGCGACUGACACUGAUGCCGUAGAGGAGGAUGCAGAAGAAGAGGAACACGAAGCGUCGGACGACGAGAAGCCCAUGAUCGUUUUCCGAGAGCGUUGGAGUGAGAAGGAAGCGCGUAUUCGUCGCGAAUCUCCGUUCGGUGACCAUCCUGGAUGGCGACUUCUCUCUGUCAUCGUCAAGAGCAACGACGAUCUACGUCAGGAGCAGUUCGCGGCGCAGUUGAUUGCCCAAUGCGACCGGAUUUUCCGCGAAUACUCUCUUCCGCUAUCUCUCAGACCUUACAACGUGAUCGCCACGUCAGCCAAGACUGGUCUUAUCGAGGCUGUUCCCGACACUGUAUCGCUCGAUUCACUCAAGCGCAACGACCCAGGCUACACGACUCUCCUGGACUUCUACACUCGUCUACACGGCGACAAGGACACCACUGGCUUCACCCGAGCUCAACGGAACUUUGUGGAGAGUCUAGCAGCCUACUCGAUCGUCUGCUACGUGUUCCAGAUCAAGGAUCGUCACAACGGCAACAUCUUGGUGGACACAGACGGUCAUGUAAUCCACAUCGACUUUGGCUUCCUGCUGACCAACAGCCCCGGGAGCAACUGGAACUUCGAGCGAGCGCCAUUCAAACUCACGGACGAGUUCGUCGAGUUAAUGGGAGGUCCACGCAGCUCCUCGUUCCGGUACUUCCGAUCACUGUGCAUCCGCGCGUAUCUGGCCCUGCGUCGUAACAUGGAUCAGAUUGUGCUGCUUGUGGAGAUGAUGCUGGUGGGCAACGCCGACUUGCCCUGCUUCGCUGGUGGGAAGAAGGCGGUGAUCGAAGGUCUGCGAGCGAGACUCAAGCCAGGAGCUCGCACCAGCACAUGCCAAGUGUUCGUGAACCAGCUGAUCGACCAAUCCAUUAACAAUUGGAGGACACGCUGGUAUGACAAGUACCAACGAGCUUGUCUCGGAAUCCUGUAG
Phytophthora infestans T30-4 is the source of this 3945-nucleotide messenger RNA. Its product is annotated as phosphatidylinositol kinase (PIK-K). Gene Ontology annotation, molecular function: 1-phosphatidylinositol 4-kinase activity. The transcript has 2 exons. Gene Ontology annotation, cellular component: cytoplasm; membrane. Bases 1 to 3945 code for a protein of 1314 amino acids. NCBI's taxonomy places the organism in Eukaryota, Oomycota, Peronosporomycetes, Peronosporales, Peronosporaceae. The record is from RefSeq and is a predicted model, not a curated record. Gene Ontology annotation, biological process: phosphatidylinositol-mediated signaling; phosphatidylinositol phosphate biosynthetic process.